Molecule: messenger RNA, 1056 nt
Organism: Cylindrotheca closterium
Lineage: Eukaryota; Bacillariophyta; Bacillariophyceae; Bacillariales; Bacillariaceae
Source: the annotation of a GenBank genome assembly
AUGCAGUCAGAAAGGUGGAAUGACGGGUACUUUGUGGGCCACGAGGCUGCUACCCGUCAAAUGGUGAUGGAGCUCCUUGGUCGGCACACGAACUAUGCCAAAAUUCAACUUGAUGGUCAGUGUACUUCACUUGAUUCCGACAUCAUCGACCUUGCUGUCAAGGGAAGCCCGUCUCUUUCACUGAGAAACAUUGGAUGGAGAUCCAUAACGUCAGUACUGUCAAGUGAAAGCCGCGAUAAGAUCCGUAACCUGGAAUUCACGGCGGAUGUGGAGUACAUGGAAGGGGAGGUUACAUCAGAUGACUUCGAACCCUCUUUGAGAACAUUAGCUUACGGAUUGACCAACCUGCCCGCCUUGGAUAGAUUGAGCUAUUACCAAAUACCAAUCAAUCUUCAACUCUUGCAACAAUCAUUUGGCAUUGUGCGCACAAUUAACCAGGACACUGAACUCAAGUGCAAAGCAAGUACCCUGGACCUAACGAUGUGUGACAUAGUUCUGGAUGAGGAUACGAACUACGAAGCAGCCGAGGUAAACAGCAGUGUGACUAGUCUCAUCUGGACUCCAGAUGGGCGUUGGAUUACACAACCCCAGCUAGCUGUGGCCCCCUUGCUUCUUGGGUUCCAGAAUUUGAAAUUUCUUAAACUUGGGCGUUGCAAAAUGACAGAUCUCACAGAUUUGUAUCCACAUCUGACUGGCAAGCAAACCAAACUUGAAAUUCUGGAUGUCCGCGGCAAUAAUAUCGGCUGGGUAGGUACAAGAGAUUUUCUCACCAGAUUACCUGAAAUGGCAAGUCUCAGAAGAAUACUCAUGUACAACAACCCAUUCGAAACAGAACAAGUGGCGGAUUGGCUGGCUUGUGGACCACUGGUCCACGGCUCGACGUGCUCGUGGACCACUGGUCCACGGAUCGAUAUCCUCGUGGACCACUGGUCCACGGCUCGACGUGCUCGUGGACCAGUGGACCAUCCAAUCACAUUGCCCCAUUCCAAUUGCCGCUGCCGGGAUUUGCAGCCAGUUGGCAAGAAGAUUGGCGGGAAUGCUCUGCAGAAACAAUGA